AUGAAACUGAACAACUGGAGCCUCAAUCUUGGGUACCCAGUGUAUGGGGCGGCUUUUGUGAACGACCAUACUGUGAUUGUUGCAGGUGGUGGUGGAGAUGGCAAUAAUGGUAUCCCAAAUAAAAUGACGGCAAUAUUGAUUCAACCAGGGAACGAAAAGAAGCCGAUUAAAAGAUACAGGGAAUUGACCCUGAAUGACAAUGAAGAUUCAGUAAUGUCUUUAGAUGUUGGAAAUGGUACCAUUCUGACCGGUAUUAAUGAAAGCUCGCCAAUGAUGGCAAAGGGCGUCAAUAAGCACCUACGGAAGUUCAAAUUUGAAAACGAACAUUUGAAGUUUGUAGAAAGUGUGCAAAUCCAUCCAAAUACAAACUCUACCAUCUAUCAAAAAUUAACAGCGGUAUCGCAAGAUGGAUCGGUCGGGGUUAUUGUGAUGAGCGACAUUCCUUCUUCUAUUUAUAUUGUUGAAUCAGUUGGCGAUUUGGAGGAGAAAUUUAAGAUUGUGACUGACGGUGACGUAAAGGACAUCACCAUCUCCCAAGAUGGUAAAUUGAUGUGCUAUAUCACGUCCAAUGUUUUUGAAGUCAUUUCUUUGAUUACUGGAAGAUCAGUUUUCAAGACGAAAUUACAAUUUUUGAUGUCGAAGGUAAGAUUUUUGAACAACAACGAAGUUAUAAUCAGUGGAUCAAAGAAUAAAGACGCCUUUAUUGCAAAAUUUUCAAUUUCCAGCUCUAAGGUUAUUCAACAAAAGGUUAUCAUGAAAAGUAUGAAAGGUAUUACUUCGAUGGACGUCAAUGUCAAUAAUAACUUGACAGUUUUAGCCACGUCCAAUUAUUCCUUGUUGUUAGUGAGAACAUCUGAUUUUAAAGUUGUUAAAAUCUUGAACAAGGUUCAUGAAUUUGCAAUAACAAAAGUGGUAUUCUCUGAAAACGGCAAAUACAUUGCAUCAUGUUCUGCAGCUAAUACUGUAAAUAUUGUUGAGGUUCCUGAUAAUUUUGCUGCUUCAAAGUCUUUACUCUCUACUAUUUUCCAAUAUAUUGUUUCAAUAAUAUUUGUUGUGUUACUUGGUAUCGGCACUCAAUAUUUAUAUGAACAUGGAUACAUUAAUGUGGCUGUCAAUAAAACCAUUGAGCUAUAUGAAGCAUACAAGCCGCAGGACUCUUCAAGUUAUUUUACUGUAGAGCCUAUCCAAUCGUUUGAUAGCUCAACAACCGCCGAAUCAACUACCCCGCAUGAAAGUUUGGCCACCUCUAGUGCACUUACAUCUCUUGAAAGAUUAACCAGUUCCUCUUGCUUGGCAAAUACUGCUACUCUUUCACUUGAUUAUACCAGCUCUGUCACGCAACUAACUUCUUCUGUUCGCUUAGCAGAUUUGACAGUUAGCAAUGAUAUCGUGUCAGAUUUUACAACGGUGACCCCUUUAACGGCAAAGUCCUCUCAAAGUUUCCAUAACAACGUCUUGAAUGCAUCUUUAUCGGCUUCAGACAUUGGUAUCACAUCAAAUACGGUGUCUAGUAUAACUGUCAGUCAUUACGGGGUGGUUACAGAAGAGAGAGUGGACAAUGAUCGGGAAAACAUUGAUUCUAAAUCAGCAGUGUCGAGUUUUGAGCAGCAACCCUUAGUAUAUAAUUCUCCAAAUGGAAUCCAUACAUCAGACGUAGCUUCGGGAAGAUCAUAUAUGACGACAACAUCAGAAAGGUCUUUGUUAGCAGCAACUAAUGCUUCUGUGGAACCGAUCACCAAAGAAGUAACCAAAGAAAUUACCUCAGUUUUAAUUCAAACAGAAACGUCAACUGCCACUGAGACGGCAAUAUUUACUUCUGUAGAGAAGAUCACAUCUGUGGAAACAAGUGUUGAGACAUCUUUCAGCAUAACCACUUCAGUUGUUGUCCAAUACGUCACUAAGGAAGUAAUAGUUACAACUACAGAUGUUUCAACUACCAUGAAAGAACCUACUCUAAAAGGAUCCAGUUCAUCUUCUGAAAUUGCGACUGAAGAAAGUGCAGUUUCUGAGUCAAAUGUCGGUAAUACCACCACCGUAACUACUACUGCUCCUACCUCUUUUGAAUCUGUCCCUGGGACUUCAAGGUCUAUUACCUUAUCUGCACAACCAGUUGACUUAGUUGAAGAGUCAGAAAUGGUUAAAGCAGUUGUCGAAAGUUCGCUCCAUCAAGUCGGCAGUGUGAAAACUACAGAUGUUGGUAUUCAGGUUGAACCACACAUAGAAACUUUUGAUGACAAAGACCAGGCAAGUUUACGUGAAAAAGAAAUAAACUAUGAAGAAUUGGGAUCCAAACUAUUAGGUUCAACGGGAGCUAGACAUAAGGAGGAUGCAGUAACAACUACAUUUUCGACAGAGCCCACAGUGUCCCUUCAAAUUGAACCAGCUAAGGAAAUAUACGACAACCCCAAGGAGGCAAUACUGAAGGAGGAGGAAAGAAUCCUUGAAGAAUUGCUAUCUGAAAAAAAAUUACCAACAUCCCAAGUAUCUAUCCAGAUCGAACCAUCGAGUGAAGUAUAUACAGAUCCUUCAAGCGGGGUUAUUGCUGAAGCUUCCAAAAUCACUAGAGAGAUCUUAGAAAAGAUUGCAAAUAGCACAGAAGCCGCUACGGUUAAAGAAGCUGAUUCAGGGGAUGGUAUUUUGAAAGCGGCUGGCGUCGAGGUCACUGCUGUAACCGAUUCGGAUCUUGUAAAAGACGAGUUGUAA
Messenger RNA from Pichia kudriavzevii, 2703 nucleotides. RefSeq lists its product as uncharacterized. Gene Ontology annotation, molecular function: GTPase activator activity; guanyl-nucleotide exchange factor activity; protein binding. Gene Ontology annotation, cellular component: endoplasmic reticulum membrane. Bases 1 to 2703 code for a protein of 900 amino acids. The transcript has a single exon. The record is from RefSeq and is a predicted model, not a curated record. Lineage: Eukaryota; Fungi; Ascomycota; Pichiomycetes; Pichiales; Pichiaceae. Gene Ontology annotation, biological process: protein secretion.